AGGGGCGGGACGGAGCCGGCACCGCCCGGCGGGGACGGGGCUUCCGGGCGGCGGCGGAGGCAUGGAGGCGGCGGGGGGAGGAGGAGGAGCCGGCUUCCGUGCCAGCGAGCACCAGCACUGCCGCUACAACCCGCUGCGGGAUGAGUGGGUGCUGGUGUCCGCACACCGUGUGAAGCGGCCCUGGCAGGGACAGCUGGAGAAGCCCCCAAACGAGGACGUGCCCCGCUGGGACCCCAAGAACCCUCUCUGCCCUGGAGCCACACGGGCCAACGGCGAGGUGAACCCGCACUACGAAGGCACCUUUGUCUUCCCCAACGACUUCCCUGCAUUGCAGCCUGAUGCCCCUGAGCCUGAUGACAGUGGCCACCCCCUGUUCCGAGCGGCAGCUGCCCGGGGUGUGUGCAAGGUGAUGUGCUUCCACCCACACUCCGACCUGACGCUGCCUCUCAUGUCGCUGCUGGAGAUCCGGGCAGUGAUUGAUGCAUGGGCUGAGCUGGAGGCAGAGCUGGGGGCAUCCUACCCCUGGGUGCAGAUCUUCGAGAACAAAGGGGCGAUGAUGGGCUGCUCCAACCCGCACCCGCACUGCCAGGUGUGGGCCAGCAGCUUCCUCCCCAACGAGGCGCGCUUGGAGGAGCGGACACAGCGGCAGCACCACAGGCAGCACGGUGUGCCCAUGCUGCUGGAGUACGCCGAGCAGGAGGCACAGCGUAAGGAGCGGCUGGUGGUGGAGAACGAGGACUGGCUGGUGGUUGUACCCUACUGGGCCACCUGGCCUUUCCAGACCCUGCUCCUGCCCCGCCGCCAUGUCCUCCGCCUGCAGGACCUGUGUGACAGCGAGAGGGACAGCUUGUCACCAGUGCCUGGUGUCACUGGGGUCCUGGCUGGUUCUGGGUGCACUCACUGCCCCCCCAACCCCGCAGGCCUGGCCUCCAUCAUGCGGCGGCUGCUGAUCAAGUAUGACAACCUCUUCCAAGUCUCCUUCCCCUACUCUAUGGGCUGGCAUGGAGCCCCUACAGGCCCCCACCUGCAGGAGGACUGUGGGCACUGGCAGCUCCAUGCCCAUUACUACCCACCGCUGCUCCGCUCUGCCACCGUCCGCAAGUUCAUGGUGGGCUACGAGAUGCUGGCACAGGCGCAGCGGGACCUCACCCCUGAGCAGGCUGCAGAGCGGCUGAGAGCCCUCCCGGAGGUGCACUACAAGCUGAGGCCUCAGGAGACGGUGUGUGAUGCUGCCCAGGCCUGAGGCGAAGUGGAGGGCUCAGCUGGGACCUGUCAGCUUCUUCUGAGCUCCCUCAUGGACUGUGGCUUCCCCAGCCCUCAUCCUGCCCAGUCCCUGCUUGGUCAUCAUGCCAAAAGUCUUAUCUUCCUCCCAGUCUGGUCUUAGUGGUGGAAUGGGGAGCGAUGCCCAAUAAACCCACUAGCAAAGUGCCUCUGGCUGUACCCUGCUGGCUUCUGGCCUGUUAGGAGGAACCCCAGGUGCUGGGAGGGGAGAUAACCAGGGGGGUGCAGGGGAUGAGCUGCUCACUGCUGUCUCUGCAUUGCCUCCUUGUCCUCCCUGGGGGGAGCUCUGAGCCUGCUGAGCUGCCUUGCAGGCUGAGGAGCAGGAGGCUGCCCCAGGUGCAUCCAUCUCCUAGGCAGGGCUGGAGGCUGGCAAACUCCUUCUAAUCGUCUGGGGAUAUAGCCCUCAUCCUGUCUGCCUGGGUACUUGGGAUGCAGCGUGUGGGCUGGGGGUUGCAUCAGGCAGCUCUCUGCUCUGCUCCUCCCUGCAAUCCCAUCCCCUCUGUGAUGCCCCACAGCUGGUCUGGGGGUUUGUCCUGUGGGGAUGCCUGGUGUAUGGAGCACCAUCUGCCGCCACAUCCUCAUGCAAUUCUAUUUUAAUUGUCACCAAAGAGCCAUUCUAAUAACUCCCUAAUGAGGCCUGCAGCGUUUUGAAGUCUGAGAGUGGUCCCCUGGGGGCCAGAAAUCUCUUGCAAGCAGGGAGAUUCUCCUCUCCAGGACUGAUCUGCUACCUCCAAGACAGCGCCUUCUGGGAAGUGCCACGUGUCCCUGUCUAUGCAUUGUUCUCACAUCCCAGCCUGUGGAAGGCUGGAUGCUGUCUCCAUCCUCCCUGUGGUAUUCCCAUAUCACCUGAUGUCCCCAUCGCCUCCAGUCUCCUGCUCCUCUGUCCCUGUCCCCUCCGGUGUCCCCAUCCUGCCCCUGACAUCCCCAUUGCAAAGACAUCCCUACCAUUAUUCCACUUCUAUUCCCCAUACCCAGCAGGUCCUGGAAUUUUUGGGAGGAGGUGGUGGAUGGCAGCACAUUGGGGUGAUGACCACCACUGUCACAGCCCCCCUGUUCACCUUCUUCCUUGCAACAAGUGCAUGCUCAAAGCAAUCAGACCCUGCCCAGCUCUUUCCCAGGGCCCUGGAAAAGCAGCGAUGAAUUGGAUUAAAUGUGGGAAUCCAGAUUGGGGUAAUUAGCCGCUGAACUGGUUGUAACGAGGCUCGUCAUCCCCCUGCACGCGCAGUUAGCUCUGAUUUAAUAGCCCACCAGCGCUCAGCCCGGGCCGCCGUGCAUCAGCCCGGGGCCGUAAAUGAAACUUGCAGUAAGUCAAGCGGUAUUAAACUUUACAGUCACCGUCUUUAAAAACAAGACUCUUUCUCUAAUAAAUCAGAGCAAGUGGGAUUGUAAAUAUCAGGGCAGGAUCUGUAUUGCUUAAUUAAACAGAACCUAAUGAACA
Coturnix japonica (Japanese quail) is the source of this 2719-nucleotide messenger RNA. Lineage: Eukaryota; Metazoa; Chordata; Aves; Galliformes; Phasianidae. The record is from RefSeq and is a predicted model, not a curated record.